CGUCACCCUCCGCACGGUGUGGAGCUACAGUCUGCGGUGUGGACUCGGGGCUGUGACGCGUUCUCCCCCGGUCGGUGGCAACUUGUGUGUCCGCUAGCGCAGUGUCUGCCCAUGGGCGCCGCUGCUGACACGCGCCGCUGCUCUCGGUGCCCGGUGCGCCUCUGCGGUCCGUUCGGGACGGUACCGGGCUCCGCGCUUUUAUGAAUGAAUAACGAAGGGGGAGGACAUGCGAAACUCAGCAACAGCAGCAGCAGCAGCAGCUCCCGGGGGGGGCAGCCGCUGAUGAGAGGGAUUAACCACCGAGCGGAGCCGCGGCUCGUUGCGGAAAAAGCCGUGUCUGACUGCAGACUGGCGAGGAGACGCACCGUGAGGGGACCGGGCUCCGCAGCAUAGAGCAGCAGCAGCAGCAUAGAGCAACAGCAAACACCGAGGUUACACCAUGUCCAUCCACAUCGUGGCUCUGGGCAGCGAGUGCCCCGGAGGAGUCGGGCCAGGGGAGGAGAUCAUGGGCCAGGGACAGCUGCAGGGGGGCCUGCUGUGGAGCUACCUGGGUCAGGGCGCGCUGGUGGGACCCUGCGACCUGGAGAGCAGCCUCCACAACCCGGCGUUCAUGGAGUACACCUCGCGUGUGUUCGGAGACGUCACCGUGGUGGUGCGGGAUUGUCCCAGCUGGGACUUGUUGGACAGCGACUGGGCCAGCGUGCGCAAAGUUCUCGAGCAGGCAGACAUCCUGGUCAUUAAGUAUUCAGUCACUGACAAGCUGGCGUUCCAGCAGGUCAGGAACGGCUACGCCCCGAGACUGCGCCCGCUGCUGAGGCACUGGGGUGUACCGGUCAUCCUCGUUGCCAUCGGAGCGCGGCUGAACGACGAGGGUCCCCCCUGUACGUGUCCGCUGUGUGCGUCGGACUGGAGCAGCUGUGUGCCUCACAGUGAGGGUCUGCAGCUGUCCCGGGACCUGGGGGCCACCUACCUGGAGUUGCCCUCUCUCAAUCACGUCUUCGUUGGGCGCUACUUUGGCAGCGUGCUGGAGUAUUUCAUGAUCCAGUGUCUGAAACACAAAGCCAAAGAGAGGCCGGAGAAGAGGCGAGGAAACAAAGUGAACGAUCUUCGACCCCCUCACUUAGAACAACCAGCUCGUCUUCCUCCCAUCCGUGUGGAGGAGUCCAGCUUCUCCCAGGACAUGCAGUGGCUGUUGGAGCGUGGCGUGCAGUUCGCGGACGUGGCUUUCUACGCCGGCGAAUCGGGGAAAGAACUGGGUUGGGCCCACGCGGCUGUGCUGUGUGCUGUCAGCCCCUACUUCAGACAGCUGCUCCUGGGGCCUAAGACCAGGGAACGGCCACAGUCGCGUUGUGUUUGCAGAGAGCGGGAUGGAGGCCCCCCCUCACUGCUCUCCACCUGGGACGGGGGGAUUAUUGAUGACAUGCCACGAUCGGAGGGGCACCUGACAGGACGACUCUCCCGGCUGGUGGUGAAGGACCCCCUCCUGUGUAUGUGCUUGUGGGAGACGCUCAUGUUUAUUUACAGAGGAGCGUGGGAGUGGGAGCACCUCCAGGAGGCUCUGGAAGAGAAGCUGAAGAGCUCGCUGGCUGUUGCUCAGCUUAUGGAGCGCAUACGAUCUCUCAUCGGGAAAGAAAGGGGCCCCAGGGAUACCCCUAGCGCGCGGGCAGCUCAGCUCGGCCCCCAGACGCUCGUCAACCUCUUCAAUUCUCCUCUCUACUCAGAUGUCAUCUUCAUGGUGCAAGGGAGCGUGUUGCCGGCCCACCGGGCGGUGCUGGUGGCGCGCUGCGAUGUCAUGGCGGCAAUGUUCAGUGGAAAGUACGCAGAGGCCCGGAGCCGAGUGGUGCCCAUCCACGGAGUCUCCUCAGAUACCUUCCUCUCCUUCCUGGAGUACCUCUACACUGACUCCUGCUGUCCUUCCAGUGUGAUGCAGGCCAUGGCCGUGCUGGUCUGUGCCGAGAUGUACCAGGUGAAACGUCUGCAGCACCUGUGUGAGGUGUGUGUGUGCGCCUACCUUCAGAGCAUGCCCAGUAGAGAGCUGGCUUCCACAGGGAUCAGCGUCGUGCGACUACUCCGCAGAGCAAAGUGCCACAACGCAGAGCAGCUGUACGUCUGGCUCCUGCACUUCAUCGCCAACAACUACCUGAUCUUCAGUCACAAACCGGACUUCCUGGAGCUCUCAGAUGAGGAGCGGGAGCAGGUAGAGAGGCUACGCUGGCCGUCCAGAGGCUACCUGCAGGAGCUCAGCGAGUACCAGCAGCGGCGACGCAAACUACGCAAGUCCCGCUGCAUAGUCAUGUGACCCCAGCAGGCUGGUUCCAGUGGCCUGUUGAGAAAAAGCAAAGUUGGGGAUUCAAAAGGAGGAAACAACAAACUGCUCGUCAAAAUGUGGAGGAAACAGUGGAAACAAUGUGUGUGCUGCUGGAUAGAGGGCUGACUCUGGGCCAGGAACAUGUCACGAGACUCCUUAACCAAUCGGACAGCGUCGUAUGUACAGUGUGUCGGGUGGAGACGUGCACCGCCGCGACAUGCCUCUCCUCCCCAGAAGGAAUGUGUGUGUGUGUCCUUUGCAUACUGACUAUUCCAUUGAGGGCAAUAAGAAAUGACUGAUCCUUUAAAGCCAAUGUGAAUUUAAAAUGACUGUCUGGUCACUGGCCAGUGGCUCCGUGAGUGAAAGAUAAUUCUAUUUCUAUUGGCUGCUGCAAAAUGGAGGAUUCUGGAGACAAACACGGACACAAAAUGGCUCCAUCACAAGUACAAAUAUACCGAAUCAAACCACCACACAUGAGGUCACACAGCCGCCCGGGAGCACGUGUGGACGUCAUUAACAGGUUGAAUGAAUCCGACACACGCUGGACUGUUCCGUCUUGAAAUAAACCCACGAAGACCCACAAUGCAUCUGUGUCCCGUUGGAUCUCAAGAAUGUGAUCAUCUGCAGCAUUUCAUCCGGAGCUGAACUAACUCGUGAGCCGCUAACUUCUCAGCGAGUUAUUUCAUGUGAGCGGUGACCUACAUUAACACAGGGAGCAGCGUGCAGAGCAACUGGUAACGCUGCCGCUCGCCCAGUCAAACUCAUUUUCCUCUGUAAUGUAACACGGCUGCAGUUAGGCAGACGAGCAGGACCAAUUUAAUUAUAAUUCUUUUAUUAGAUUCCUUCAGAUCUAUAGAAAGACAUCAGUGAGCGCCUCAGAAUCAGACUGAUGUUAUUACAGCGUGCGGUGGAAUACAUUCUGCCCCGAGUCCUGUGUCAAACGAGGCCAUUUCACUUUCACUGAGAAAUGACUGGCGAAUUACACUCCGACAUUAAACCGCUCACAUUGCCUCUGCAAGUUAAUGUGAAAUCACGUAGAAACUACUCCUUAUAUAUCUGCAAUAACAAAUAAUAAAAAGAUCUGUCUGCGGCACAAACAGGCUAAAGCCUUUUGGAGCAUUCACUUGUACAGAUUUAGGAAAUACAACCAUAUCAUGAAGAGGGAUGAGUGUAAUCAGUCAACUCUGAUUUAACGCUGCUAGCCUCAUGAGUCAGCACCAGAAAUACUAGUCUGUUAAAUAAAUGAUCACCUCCGCCAAGAAGGUUAAGUUUUCACUAGAGAUGCUCUGAUACCAGCUUUGAAAACGCCUCUGAUCCAGCAUCGGCAAGUACAUGAAUCUACAUUUGAUCCAUUGCCAUGUUUUUAAAUUAUAUUAGUCUGCAAUUCUCUUUUCCUGGAAAUCACUUCUUCUUCACCACUCCAAACAAGGCCCACAAGUCAAAUGAAUAAAGAGGAUUUUUAAGGGGUGGCACUAGCGAUGCCAUUUACAACACUUGAUGAUGAUAGCAUCCAUCACUUCCAUACGGGGUUAGUAGCGGUUUUAGUUUUUGAAAUACACCGUUAUCAAGAAAAAAGGCAUCGGAACAUUUCUUGUUUUACUCUGCGUCUCUCCGUUGCUUUAUUUAUUAGCAGGAUUACACGAAAACUACUGAACCAGUUUUCCACCAAACUGGUUGGAGGGAUGGAGCUGAGCCUUGGUCUGAGAAGAACCCUUUACAUUUUGUUGCAGAUGUGGAUUUAGUUCCAGCCUUCAGGAUUUUAUUUUACAUGUCAUGUGUAGGAUUGUUCAAAUGUGGCGGAGGUAUGUGCUCUACUGAGUGCCAUUCGAAUUUUUACAGUUCUCAUGUACAGCAGCGGCUAACUGUUGAGUGUCAGAUGCUAAGCAGCCGCCUGCUGCCUGCCACUGGAAAGCGCUGCAGCCCCCAGCAGACAGCAGGCCCGCCGUCCCCAUGCUCAUGCCUGGAUGUCGUGAGCCAGCACUGGGCACAGUGGGACAAGCGACACCUUCUAAAACCAACACGUUGUGGCAGAAUCUUCCUCUAGAAAAAAAUAAAGUUGUGUGGUUGCUGUGACAGAAUAAACAGGAAGGGAUGCAUAACUACAUUCGGCACAGACACGUGCACGUUCGCCUGCGAGGUGAAAAGGCGGCUGGUGUUGGCAAUGCUAACGACAGCCACAUUCUGCAACCUAAUAUGAAGUCCGUACAUGCUGUGAUCCAGAUUAAAUCCUGUUCAAUUUCCA
Messenger RNA from Platichthys flesus (European flounder), 4550 nucleotides. RefSeq names its product Rho related BTB domain containing 3 (gene rhobtb3). Gene Ontology annotation, cellular component: cytoplasm. Gene Ontology annotation, molecular function: ubiquitin protein ligase binding. The record is from RefSeq and is a predicted model, not a curated record. The coding region runs from base 440 to 2299 and encodes 619 amino acids. The transcript has 13 exons. Gene Ontology annotation, biological process: proteasome-mediated ubiquitin-dependent protein catabolic process; regulation of proteolysis. Lineage: Eukaryota; Metazoa; Chordata; Actinopteri; Pleuronectiformes; Pleuronectidae.